Arachis duranensis is the source of this 1676-nucleotide messenger RNA. Its product is annotated as 6,7,8-trihydroxycoumarin synthase-like. Gene Ontology annotation, molecular function: heme binding; oxidoreductase activity, acting on paired donors, with incorporation or reduction of molecular oxygen; iron ion binding. The record is from RefSeq and is a predicted model, not a curated record. NCBI's taxonomy places the organism in Eukaryota, Viridiplantae, Streptophyta, Magnoliopsida, Fabales, Fabaceae. The coding region runs from base 25 to 1572 and encodes 515 amino acids. The transcript has 2 exons.
AAUCAUUAUUAGUCACGAGCCAAAAUGGUGUCCCCACUUCUCUUAAUUCUAUUCCUAACUCUUCCUUUCUUAUUGUUUUUCUUCUUCUUUCAAAAACAAAAGAACAAAGCCUUUCCACCAGGUCCUAAAGCCCUUCCAAUAAUUGGAAACCUUCACCAAUUGCAUUUUCCUACCCUUCAUAUUCAACUAUGGAAGCUCUCAAAAUUAUAUGGUCCUUCGUUCUCAAUCAAACUAGGUUUAAGGCCAUGUCUUGUUGUAUCCAAUUCCAAAAUGGCCCAAGAAGUGUUGAAAACUCAUGACAUUGAAUUUUGUGGAAGGCCUUCUUUUCUUGCCCAAAAGAAAAUUUCCUACAAUAGGAUUGAAAUUGCAUUUUCAGCAUACAAUGAUUCUUGGAAAGCAAUCAAGAAAAUUUGUAUUACCCAUUUCCUUAAUUCAAGUAGUGUCUCCAAAUUCUCCUCUAUACGCCAAUUUGAAGUGAAUCAAAUGAUCAAGGAGAUAUCAAUUCAAGCUUCUUCUAAAAGUGUGACAAAUUUGAAUGAUGCAAUUUUGUCACUUACCAACACUAUAAUUUCUAGAAUUGCUUUUGGAAGAAGCUAUAAAGAUGAUAAAGGAAUUAUUGUUGCUAAGAGGUUACUUGGUUUGCUUAAUGAAUCUCAAGCUUUGUUAGGAGCAUUCUUUGUUUCUGAUUAUGUUCCAUUCAUGGGGUGGAUUGAUAAACUUAGAGGUAUGCAUUCUCUUCUUGAAAGAAGUUAUCAGAAAUUUGAUGAAUUCUUGCAAGAAAUUGUCAACCAACACCUUGAUCCAAAGAGACAAAAAUCUGAUGAUGAAGAAGAAGAAGAUAAUGUCAUUGAUGUCUUAUUGAAGCUGAAGAAUGAUAAGGAGCAGUCAUUUCCAUCUGAUCUCACUUAUGAUCACAUCAAAGCUGUGCUAGUGGACAUACUUAUUGGAGGGACAUAUUCAAGUGCUGCCACAUCAACUUGGGCCAUGGCCAAUCUAAUGAAGAACUCUAAAGCAAUGAUGAAAGUUCAAGAAGAAGUUAGAAACUUCUUUGGAAGCAAAGGCUUUGUUGAUGAAGAUGAAAUAAGAAAUAAUAAUAAUGUUCUACCUUAUCUUAAGGCAGUGAUAAAAGAGACACUUAGAUUAGUGCCACCAUUACCACUAUUAUUAACAAGAGAAACAAAUGAAGCAUGCAAAAUAGGAGAAUAUGAAAUUGAAGCCAAGACAUUAGUGUAUGUUAAUGCAUGGGCAAUUCAAAGGGAUCCUGAAAUUUGGAAAGACCCAGAAGAGUUUUAUCCUGAGAGAUUCUUGAAAAGUUCAAUUGAUUUUAAGGGUCAAGAUUUUGAGCUGAUUCCAUUUGGUUCUGGAAGGAGAAUUUGCCCUGGAUUGAAUAUGGGAGUUGCAACGGUGGAGAUUAUUGUUGCUAAUCUUCUUUUUUGGUUUGAUUGGGAGAUUCCAAUUGGGAUGGAAGACUUGGAUAAUAAUGAAGUCAAACCAGGGAUUGUUCAUAGCAAAAAGAAUCCUCUUUAUCUUAGGGCCAAGAAUUAUUAUCAUAUGGGAGUAAUUAAUGAAUGAAUGAAUGGUAGCUAUAUAUAAUUGGGUCAUAAAAUAAAUGUAAUUUGGUAGGAACGUCUUUAGUUAAAUUUCAGCCUACUAUAAUAUUGAAAUAAUUUAAGUAA